CGCAGCGGAGGAGUCGGGGUGCGUGCGGUGCGUCGGUCGGUCGCUGGGGUGUCGGACCGUAUGGCGCGCGGCUCUGGUUGCCGGCAGUGAUGCGCUGUUGAGCGAGGAGCGGCCUCAGUGGACCAUCCUGGAGCAGGCGGACGGUGGCGCGAUGCGUCCGCUGGCGGUGUGCGCGCUGCUCGUGCUCCUGACGGGAUGCCGGGCCAGCGUCAAUCUGUGGGUCUCCAAGUCGGAAACGCGCGCUCUGAUAGGUCUGGCCACAGAAAUAUUCUACGUGCAGGAAGGCGUCAUCAACGAAUACGCCAUGAACUUCACAGUGGUCGUGCCGCCAAACAUAUCCGACCUGCACUUCAACUGGGAAAGCACUAGCAGGAAGGCGGUGGCGUACGACAUUUCACUGGAAGUGGCCAACCCGUCGGUGCUGGACCGCCCGUCGCUGAACAUUCCAUCCAGCGGGUUGGUGCCCAAGGACCACCAGCUCUUCACCGUGCACCUGCCCUGUCGGCCUGGCGUCACCGCCGAGACGGACGUGAGGCUCAAGAUCAGCCUGCUGCUGCCCAGGCAGCCGCCGCUCCGGCGCAAGAAGACCAACACCCUGCUGGUGUUUCGCCGCGGGCGCGUCUGCCGCGCGGAGGUCACGCCGACGGUAGCGCCGCUCGGCGGCGGUGACGUGAUGUUGGAGGACGCAGCCGGCCCCACCCGGCUGGGCGACCCGCCGGCCGACGACGAGACGCCCUCCUCUGGCGUGCUGUAUAUGGCCGUCGGCAGCUCGUGCGGCGUCAUACUGGUCAUCAUGAUCAUCCUGGCCGUGGUGCUCUCAAGGAACAGCGCCGCCAAACGCAGGAAACGCGCCCUCAGUGACACGUCUGGAGAGUACGACUCGACCCACCACUACAUGCAAGUACCCACUCCGUCCUACUCCUGCCACUCAAUCCGCUCGUCCCAUCACUAUGCGUCGCUUCGCCCGCUGCCCACCUGUCCGUCGUACACCAGCCAGAAGACGGUGACCACGCCGCUGGGGCAGACCAUAGGUCACAGCCACAGCCUGGGCUCGCACGGCGGCGCGGCCGGCUUCGGCCAGACGCUGAGUCACAGCGUGAGCCAGGGCCUGAGCCACAGCUCUGGCCAGAGCUCUGGCCAGCCGAGCGUGGGCCACAGCUCCGGCCACAGGGUGCGGGACGUGGGCGAGCGCGUCUCGGAGCUGAUGGUGGACCGGCGACGCGUCGAGCUGGAUACGAUGCUGGAGGAGGGCACUUUCGGCCGGAUCGCCACCGGCUGGAUGGCCGACUCUGACGCCGGCGAGAAGGAGAGGCUCAUCAUCAAAUAUGUGACAGAACACGCGUCGGCGGCUCAGGUGUCGAUGCUGCUCCAGGAGGGCCUGGUGUUUUACGGCCUGCGACACAAGAACCUGCUGUCCGUGCUGGGGGUGGCCGUGGAGGAGCGGGCGCCACCCCUCGUCCUCUACCCCUACGUCAAGCACUGGAACCUCAAAAAGUAUCUUCAGACAUGCAGCUUUGGGGCCAGGAGCGACGUGAAGACCCUGACUGUACGGGACGUGGUGGACUUGGCUGAGCAGGUGACACAGGCCCUGUUGUACCUGCACGUGCAGAACAUCUGCCACACAGACGUAGCGGCCAGGAACUGCUGCGUGGACGACAGUUUGCACGUGAAGCUGGCAGACAGCGCGCUGUCACGUGACCUCUUCCCGGACGACUACUGCUGUCUGGCCGACAACAUCAACCGUUCCAUCAAGUGGAUGGCGAUGGAGGCCAUCCUCACCAACCAGUACACACCAGCCGCGGACGUGUGGUCGUUUGGUGUGCUGUUGUGGGAGCUGACCACGUUGGCACAGCAGCCAUAUGUGGAAGUGGACCCCUUUGAAAUGGCCAGCUUCCUGGACGAGGGCUAUCGGCUGGCCCAGCCCCUCAACUGCCCCGAUAAGCUGUUUUCUGUGAUGGCGUUCUGCUGGAGCCGCGAGCCGGAGGAGCGGCCGACGGCCGAGCAGAUCCUCGACUACCUGCACGGCUUCAGCAAGCAGCUCAGCCACUACCUGUAGCCGCGGUAUCCCGCACCCUUCAGUGGCUCGGCCCGCUGGUGCAGAUGUGGGAGGACAUGUUGCAUCCGUGCAGUUGGCAGCGCCCGCUGCUCUGCGACGGAGCACGAGGCAAAUUGGCCCGCCUUGUUCGUUCAGAUCCUCUCGGUGGCUCCGUCACCGACGCCACAACCGUCGCCUGCGAAGGCUUUAAGACUAACCGGUCCUGGUGUUCUACUUCUGGGUCGCUCGAAUUCAGUGCAAUAUGUAUUGCAUGCAACGCGAGUGAGACCUCUGUGGUUCGGUCACAAGCAUAGACAUUAGUGUUGGCUGAGAGAUUACUGUGAUAUAAUUUAGGUCGUACGGUCUAUAUCUGCAGCGAGCCGUGAGGCUCCGAAAACCGAGCGCAAAACAGAACGAUGCUUAGGUACUGAGUGAGUGUUACAUGUGUGUUUCUACCCCAUUUUCUAGUCGAAUAUAAUGAAUGGAAGGCAUAGCCGCUUCACCCAAUGCUGUCUUAUGAUGUUACGGUGUAAACAGCAAAACCUGCUGAUUAUCUUUUAUACCAAUCCAGUUUUGCACAUUCGUUCUUCCCUCUCGCUCUUAUCAGUGUGGCUAUGUUCGAACGCCGUAUUUCCUUCGCGAUCUCUUCCCCCUUGUCUCCGCUCAUUGGUAGAUGUGCAGGUUAUUCCAGUCGUGCGUCCAUGCAAGCACGCCAGUUGUCAACGCAACCCCAUGUGUGGUGUAUUGAUCUAGCUGUUGUUGCCCAACUGCGCGCGCCGAGGCUCCGAAGGAGCCCCUGUUACCCUUGCGUCGGAUAUGCGCAGAUGUGGAAAGUGUUUGCAUCUCAUCUCGGACUUGAUGGGAAAAUGUUUUCAUCUCUUUUCGCCUGACUGAAUGAUGCUUUCACCUCGGUGAAUGCACACAUUGGAACUUCUAUCGAUGCGAAAUAAAGCUUGAUAACCCU
This is a messenger RNA of Pollicipes pollicipes, 2999 nucleotides long. Its product is annotated as tyrosine-protein kinase Dnt. NCBI's taxonomy places the organism in Eukaryota, Metazoa, Arthropoda, Thecostraca, Pollicipedomorpha, Pollicipedidae. The record is from RefSeq and is a predicted model, not a curated record. Gene Ontology annotation, cellular component: plasma membrane; signaling receptor complex. Gene Ontology annotation, biological process: axonogenesis; positive regulation of kinase activity; protein phosphorylation. Gene Ontology annotation, molecular function: protein kinase activity; ATP binding. Bases 152 to 2056 code for a protein of 634 amino acids. The transcript has 9 exons.